GCCUGACACUAGAUAACGGGGGGGAUCCAGGCAGCCCCGGGGAGAGGGAGGCAAUGCCAGUACGCGGGCCCGAGGUCGUUGGGCAACCGGUGGACACGUAUUGCAUGCCUCAGGCGAGAUGAGCAGCGCUAAGGGCGGCGUCAAUCCCCUGGGCUUUGGCUAUGUCCUGAUCAAGUGUCCACCCAUCCGUGGGAGAGGCUCCCCGCCCUCGGCCUGCCCAGCUUCUGACUCACCCGACUGGUGGCCACAUAACUGAAAUCCUACACUCCAACCUCAGCUCCACCCCUCUGGCGAUUGCCGGGAAGCCUAAAGCUUACAGAGGGUUGCUAGAGGGGGCCCUGGAACUAGGACUGCCAGGAAUUGCUGAUAGUAGCCGUGCCCUCUCCCAGGUCUCUACUUCUCUUAGCCAGGUGGGUGCGGAAGUUAUGAGGCCUGAGGUCCUCCUCAGUGCCCCAGAACAGCCAUGACUCCAAAGCGCAAAGCCCCUGCACAGCAUGAGGGCCCUGAGAAGAAGAAGGGGCGCCAGGGGACAGAGGAUGACAACUUCCGCUCCACUGCAGAGGCCCUCAGGGCUGCACCCACAGAGAAGUGCAUAGUCCGAGUGGACCCUGCAUGCCCACUCAGUGGCAGCCCGGGGACCCAGGUGCAUGAAGACUACAACUGUACCCUGAACCAGACCAACAUCGGGAACAACAACAACAAGUUCUACAUCAUCCAGCUGCUGGAAGCGGGUGACCGCUUUGUCUGCUGGAACCGCUGGGGCCGUGUGGGAGAGGUGGGCCAGUCAAAGCUCAACUACUUCGUGUUACUGGAGGAUGCAAAGAAGGACUUUGAGAAGAAAUUUCGAGACAAGACCAAGAACAGCUGGGCGGAGAGGGACCGCUUUGUGGCCCAUCCCGGCAAGUACACACUUAUCGAAGUACAAGGAGAGGAGGAAACCCAGGAAGCCGUGGUGAAGGUGGACGGAGGCCCACUGAGGACCGUGGUCCAGCAGGUGCAGCCCUGCUCCCUGGAUACAGCCACACAGAAGCUCAUCACCAAUAUCUUCAGCAAGGACAUGUUCAAUAAUGCUAUGGCCCUCAUGAACCUGGAUGUGAAGAAGAUGCCCCUGGGAAAAUUGAGCAAGCAGCAGAUUGCACGGGGCUUCGAGGCUUUAGAGGCACUGGAGGUGGCCCUGAAAACCCCCUCAGAUGGUGGCCUCAACCUGGAGGAGCUGUCUUCCCGCUUCUACACUGUCAUUCCCCACAACUUUGGCCGCAGCCGGCCCCCGCCCAUCAACUCCCCUGAGCUUCUGCAGGCCAAGAAGGACAUGCUGCUGGUGCUGGCAGACAUCGAGCUGGCCCAGACCCUACAGGCAGCUCCUGAGGAGAAGAAGGUGGAGGAGGUGCCACACCCACUGGACCGAGAUUACCAGCUCCUCAAGUGCCAGCUUCAGCUGCUAGACCCAGAGGCACCUGAUUACAAGGUGAUUCAUACCUACUUAAAACAUACGGGCAACAACUACAGGUGCCCUGCUCUUCAACAUGUUUGGAAAGUGAACCGAGAAGGAGAGGGAGAUAGGUUCCAGGCCCACUCCAAGCUGGGUAAUCGGAGGUUACUGUGGCAUGGCACCAACGUGGCUGUGGUGGCCGCCAUCCUCACCAGCGGGCUCCGCAUCAUGCCACAUUCUGGUGGCCGUGUUGGCAAGGGCAUCUACUUCGCCUCAGAAAACAGCAAGUCAGCUGGCUAUGUUACUGGCAUGCGCUGUGGGGCCCACCACAUCGGCUACAUGUUCCUGAGUGAGGUGGCACUGGGCAGAGAACACCACAUCACCAUUGAUGAGCCUAGCUUAAAGCAGCCACCCCCUGGCUUCGACAGUGUCAUCGCCCGAGGCCACACAGAACCUGAUCCGACCCAGGACACCGAGCUGGAGCUGGAUGGCCAGAAAGUUGUGGUACCCCAGGGCCCGCCCAUGCCCUGCCCGGAGUUCAGCAGCUCCAGCUUCUUGCAGAGCGAGUAUCUCAUCUACCAGGAGAGCCAGUGCCGCCUGCGCUACCUGCUGGAGGUUCGCCUCUAAGCUGUCCGCCUGCCUCCCGGGGCCCUGCUGGGGGCUGGACCGUCAUCCUCAAUCUUCCUGCCCAUCCCUGGUGCCCCCAUAUCACUCCUUCCUGCUCCCAGAUCUCCCUCUGUCCCAGACAGUGAUCCCUCCUCCCUCCAAUCCUUGUUAGCCCUGGCAUGGCUAACUCCCAGUCUCGCUCCCCUCCUAAGGUGAUGGGCACAAUCAACUGGCGUUAUUACUGGGAUACAGAUACAAAAGCCUAUUCAAGGCUGUGUAGUUAGCGGGACACAGGCUGAGGGUGGGCGGCAUCCCCCAUCCACCCAGGCCAUCCACACCGUCCAUCCGAGAGAUGUGAUCACCAAGGUAGGCUGAACUUCAGGCAUGCACAGACAAGUUUAUUAAACAUUGUAUUCACUCACCUCCCAGCCUCUGCUUAUCUGUGCUGCAGCUGCACCAGGCCUGGGCCUCCUUUCUCCCAACGGUGACCCACCACACCACACGGCAGCUCCAGCCCCACUCCAAGGAGCGAGCACUCGCAAGGGUUGAUGUGGGUCACCCACACCCCCCACCCACCCUGGCCGAUCUACAUCCAUCACUAAAACAACUGGCCUCCUCUGAACACUGGGCCUGCAGAGGGGACCCUCACCAUCGACUCAGAACUGUUGGUCAUUUGGGGAUCCACCUGGUGAUUCUGUCCUUUAGCCCAGACAUGGCCAGGCUACGCAAGUAUUGCUUAUGUCUUGGCGCCAGACAUCCAUAUGUGUCUUAUAUCUGAGGAUUAUAGACAGGUUGAGCGUGUAUCUGAGGGCCACAGUUCUGCAAUCAGGAAAGGAAUGCCAGUUAUCACCCCAGGUCACCCCACCCACGAACGAGGGGUGCAGGCACUAGAGAGAGGGCCAGGACCCAGUCCAGGGUCACAUGCUGCAUGUACUCGUCACGUCUCUUUAGUCUCCUUUAAUCUAAAACCAUUCCUCAGCCAUUUUUUUUCAUUCCUAACUUUGACAUUCUUGACACUCCUGAAGAGGACAGGCCAGUUGUUUUCUAGAAUCUCUCUCAAUUUGGGUUUCUCUGAUGUUUUGUCAUGAAUAGAUUCAGGUAUGCAGUUUUGGCAGGAACAUAUAUAAAUGAUGUGUCCUCAGUGCAUUGUCAGGAGGGACAUAUCCCACUCUUGGUGAUGUUAACUUUGAUUGCUUAAGGUGGUGUCCACCAGGUUUUGCCACUGGAACGUUACUGUUUCUCCCGUUUGUAAUUAAUCAGCAAUCUGUGGGAAAAAUACUUGGAGGUGUAAAUGUCUCAUUCCUCAUUGACUUUCACCCACUGGCUUUAACAUCCAUUGAUGAUUUUUACCUGAAAUCGUUGACUUGAAUCGAUUUUUGCUAAGAUGGUUGCAAAUGAUAGUUAUCUAAUUCCAUCGUUUCUUUUAUAUUUAUUAAUUAUUCUUCUAUAUCAGUAUGGAUUUGUGGAUUCUUAUUUUAUGCAAUGGGUUAUAAUCCAUUACUGCCAUUAUUUUGAUACUCAAACUGUCCCAGAUAUGGCCAGCAGAAGGCCCUUCAAGCUGACCCCUGUGUCUACAUAAUUUUUUGAGCACUUCCUUACUUUCUGACAUCACAAGAUGUUCCAGGCUCAUCUCACACAAACCUGGAAUCAGCCAUUUCUCCAAGGGCUCUGGUUCCCUAGAGCAGGAAAUAGUAUUUAGAAUCUAAGAUCUGGGCGGUAGAUAUGCUCCUUGGUAGUGGGGUGUCACUGCAUUUAAGUCUUUGUAGCAAAAAGAGCUAGGAAAUACGUGUAUGUAAAUAAAUAAUCUAUAUCCAUUUCUCCAACUCCAGUCCAAUACCACAGGGUUCUUCCAUUCUACCCCAGAUCCAUAUUUAUACCUCCCUUCUCUAAUGGGACCUUGGUUUUCAUCAACAUCAAUGUAUUUACUUAUUCGUUCAAUCCCACACAAAAAGGAAUUUCAGAAUUGCUACAUCCAUACCAUUAUAAAAAACAAACGUUCUAAGCAGAACUCAAGAUUUAUUGAAUCUUAUUCAAGAUUAUCUUUUUAUCUGUAGACUGAGGAUCAGUGGUCAACGGUGUGAACACAGGUUCAAAUGUUACUUGGGUUGGUUAUUUCACUUCAGUGCAGUUACGUUAUUCAUUUGAAAUACAGGUAGGUUUAUUUAUUUCUGUUUAUAUUCACUUUUAGGGGCUUUUCCUCAUCUCCAUUGAUUUCUUUUUUCCAAUAAUUAGACCAUUAACAUAGUUCCAAAAAGUCCAAUCUAUACAAAAAUGUGUGCUCAGAAGAAUGUUCUUCUCCUAGCCCUUUCACCCCAUUCCCACCCACUUGCUGUAAUUUCUGGUUUAUCCUUCCUGCAUUUCUUUUUGAAAAUUAAAAAAAUAAACUACAAAA
Messenger RNA from Equus caballus (horse), 4427 nucleotides. It is a transcript of the gene PARP3, whose product is annotated as poly(ADP-ribose) polymerase family member 3. Gene Ontology annotation, biological process: protein poly-ADP-ribosylation; double-strand break repair. Gene Ontology annotation, molecular function: NAD+-protein mono-ADP-ribosyltransferase activity; NAD+ poly-ADP-ribosyltransferase activity. Gene Ontology annotation, cellular component: nucleolus; site of double-strand break. Lineage: Eukaryota; Metazoa; Chordata; Mammalia; Perissodactyla; Equidae. The record is from RefSeq and is a predicted model, not a curated record.